Molecule: messenger RNA, 1771 nt
Organism: Helianthus annuus (common sunflower)
Lineage: Eukaryota; Viridiplantae; Streptophyta; Magnoliopsida; Asterales; Asteraceae
Product: probable protein phosphatase 2C 27
Exons: 3
Coding region: 413-1576 (387 amino acids)
Biological process (GO): protein dephosphorylation
Molecular function (GO): protein serine/threonine phosphatase activity; cation binding
Source: RefSeq, a predicted model, not a curated record
UUUCAGGUUUUCCCCAAUUCCCCCUUUCAUUUCUGAACUCAUUUCAACUAAUCCUUCUAGGGUUUCCAAAAUUGGGUCACACUUCAGAUAAAUAUAUCACAAUCUGCUUCCAAUUUCUAUCCGCCACAUCUAAUUUCAGCAAGGUAUGAUCCAAGAUACACAAAUCACACUGAUUUUUCUCUAGAUUCAUAACCUGUACGAGAUUUGAUCUAUAAUUUGCUGUAAAGUUACGAUUUUUCGUUGAUUACAACUGAUAAUUGGUGUAUAAUGAGUUCAGAUCUUCCAAGUUACAUGAUCUAGGGUUUUAGUUCCAUUUUGUUGCUUUUUAAGCAGUUGUUGAUGGUUUAUUGAAGGCAAUUGAAAGAGGAUUUAUUUGGGGGAAUUUGGUGGUUUAUGUGUUGGAAUAAAGACUAUGGCUGCUGGUAGCGGUUUUUCGGGCUCAUGUGUAAUGGUGGAAGAUGGUUUUAGUAAUGAUGUUUGUUGUGGAGGUGAAGAGAAGUCACAGAAUUCAGACCAGUUGAGUCAACUGGAUGUUGGAAAACCGCCGAGAUGUGUGUCGGUUGUUCGACAUAGUAUAAGUACUGCAACGCUGCUGACGGCGCCUGCAGAUCCGAAUUUUGUCCUCGGGAUUGUUGGGAUCAAGUCAGUUUCAGAUGGCAAAUCCGAAUACAUGCCCAUGAUUCGAUCAGGAAGUUGUGCAGAGAAAGGGCCGAAGGAAUACAUGGAAGACGAACAUAUAUGUAUAGACAACCUUCUAGAACAUUUAGACAGAAUAGAAGGUUUACCUUCUCUUGGAGCUUUCUACGGGGUUUUUGAUGGGCAUGGUGGAACCGAUGCUGCAUCUUACGUUAGAAAAAACAUAUUGAAGUUCAUAAUCGAGGACCCUCAGUUCCCGGGGUGCUUGAAGAAGGCUAUAAGAAACGCAUACAUAAAAGCCGAUCAAGCUUUUGCAGAAAACAGCACGGUCGAUAUCUCUUCCGGAACCACCGCAUUGACCACCCUCAUAUUCGGACGGAUGUUGGUAGUUGCAAACGCUGGUGAUUGCCGGGCUGUUUUAGGAAAACGGGGCCGAGCGUUAGAACUAUCAAACGACCACAAACCAAACAGUAUACCCGAGCGACAUAGAAUCGAACAACUCGGUGGCGUGAUCUACGACGGUUACUUAAACGGUCAACUAUCAGUGUCCCGAGCUCUUGGAGAUUGGCACAUGAAAUGCUCGAAAGGAUCCGUUUGCCCAUUAAGUGCCGAACCCGAGUUGCAAGAAAUCCUGUUGAUGGAAGAUGACGAGUUUCUUAUUAUGGGAUGUGACGGACUGUGGGAUGUCAUGAGCAGUCAAUGUGCGGUAACAAUAGCCCGAAAAGAGUUGAUGAUUCAUAACGAUCCCGAGAGGUGCUCGAGGGAGCUCGUUCGUGAGGCGCUUAAACGGAGUACGCGUGAUAAUUUAACGGUGAUUGUGGUCUGUUUUUCACCGGAUCCACCGCCAUGGAUUGAGAUACAAUCGCAAAUGGGACACAGGCGGAGUGUUUCUUCAGAAGGGUUAAACUUUCUUAAGGGUAUUUUGGAUGGUAACUCGUGAAAUGGGUCGUGUUUAUAGCGAGUUUCGUGUAUUCGUUUUCGGAGAAGACGGGAAUUUUCGAUGGUUUCCGUUUUAUGUACAUUUUGGUAAGUUGUGUUAUCGAUAGAUAGUACUCUUGCUGUUUAUUUAUUUUCUUCAUUGUACGAUAUUUCUGAUUACAUUAGUUAAUCAUCUUUAGCUCAUGUUUGUGGCAUA